Lasiosphaeria miniovina is the source of this 1035-nucleotide messenger RNA. RefSeq lists its product as uncharacterized. The coding region runs from base 137 to 913 and encodes 258 amino acids. Lineage: Eukaryota; Fungi; Ascomycota; Sordariomycetes; Sordariales; Lasiosphaeriaceae. The record is from RefSeq and is a predicted model, not a curated record. The transcript has 8 exons.
CUUGUCCGGCAGAAUUCGGGUUAUUCAUGCCGAAUCGUGUACCAUCGUAUCAUACUCCCUCCGACUUGCCCUUCGUUCUUUGUCAACCGUUAGAUACAUCGCGGUGUUGGUGCUUGAGAACCAGUAUCGCGGAAUAAUGGACGUGCCUCUGGUUGCUCUGAUCACGGCCGGUACCGCCGGCCUCGGAGCGGCGACGGCCCGCCUCUUCGCCAGAACCGGCAUGCGUGUUGUUGUCAACUACAACAACGACCGCUCUCGAGCAGCAGCGCUUGUCGCCGAACUUGAGAGCCUCUCACCACUCCAGAGACCCGCUGACGGCAGCAGCAGGGCUGAUUUUGUCGCUAUCCAAGCCGACCUUUCGCGGCGGGAUGACAUCGGCAGACUUGUCACUGAGGCGGCCUCGGCUAUGGGGGAUAGGCUUGACGUCGUCUUCUCCAACGGCGGCUGGACUCAGGUUCGCGACAUCACGAAUCUCGAUGAUAACGUCGAUGAGGCCGAUUGGGAUCGCACUUACACUAUGAAUGUGAAGUCGCAUCUAUGGCUGAUGCACGCCGCCAAGAUCUUCCUGGACGCAAGCGAGGGCGUCUUCGUCACGACGGCCUCUCUAGCUGGCGUAAAAGUCAGCGGCAGUUCUCUUGCUUAUGCAGUUUCAAAGGCGGCCCAAAUACACCUCGUCAAGGGACUGGCACUCAUUGCUGCGCCCAAGAUAAGGGUCAGCAGCGUGUCCCCUGGACUGAUGCUCACGGACUGGGGUCUGAAAUUUCCUCUCGAAUUGCAAGAAGAAAUUAGGGAACGCACAAAACUCAAACGCCUUGCGACUGUUGAGGACGUGGCAGAGCAGGUGCUCUGUUUUGUCAGAUGCAAGAGCGUGACGGGGGCAAAUGCGGUGAUUGACGGUGGAAUGGCUCUUUGAGCUAGGUAGCUUUUCGGGAUCUAUUGGGCCUCCCUAGUGAGAUCAAGCCGCCUGACUGGAUUCAUACCCGAGACCUAAGAACUGGAAGGCAUAGCCCUUCAACAAUUCCCUGCAAAAGAAAA